Molecule: messenger RNA, 1150 nt
Organism: Myxocyprinus asiaticus (Chinese sucker)
Lineage: Eukaryota; Metazoa; Chordata; Actinopteri; Cypriniformes; Catostomidae
Product: L-lactate dehydrogenase B-A chain-like
Exons: 1
Coding region: 1-813 (270 amino acids)
Biological process (GO): carboxylic acid metabolic process
Cellular component (GO): cytoplasm
Molecular function (GO): L-lactate dehydrogenase (NAD+) activity
Source: RefSeq, a predicted model, not a curated record
AUGUAUUACAAACAAAUCAACAUAUCAAAAAUGUCAAAAAUUGUUGCCGACAAAGACUACUUGGUGACCGCUAACUCCCGUAUCAUUGUUGUGACGGCCGGAGUGCGUCAGCAGAGGGGUGAGAGCAGACUGAACCUGGUGCAGAGGAAUGCCAACAUUUUCAAACACAUCAUCCCUCAGAUUGUCAAAUACAGCCCUGACUGCACUCUCAUUGUGGUGUCCAAUCCAGUGGAUGUUCUGAUUUAUGUGACCUGGAAGCUGAGCGGUCUGCCAAAGCACCGUGUCAUCGGUAGCGGAACCAACCUGGACUCCGCCCGUUUUUGCCACAUCAUGGCAGAGAAACUGGGCAUCCACUCCAGCAGCUUUAAUGGCUACAUCCUGGGAGAGCAUGGAGACUCCAGCGUGCCUGUAUGGAGUGAAGCCAAUGUGACUGAAGUCAGUCUGCAGAAACUCAACCCUGAUAUUGGCACAGAUAAAGAUGCUGAGAACUGGAAAGAGGCUCACAAGAUGGUUGUGGACAGUGCUUAUGAGGUGAUCAAGCUGAAGGGAUACACCAACUGGGCCAUCGGCCUUAGUGUGGCUGACCUGACCGAGAGCUUGGUGAAGAACCUGAGCAGGGUCCACCCUGUUUCCACCAUGGUGAAAGGCAUGUAUGGUAUCAGUGAGGAGGUGUACCUGAGCCUGCCUUGUGUGCUCAACAGCAGUGGAGUGGGCAGUGUCAUCAACAUGACCCUGACUGACGAAGAAAUCGCUCAGCUCAAGAAGAGCACAGAUACGCUUUGGGGCAUCCAAAAAGACCUGAAGGUCCUGUAGAACAUCCGCAGAGGGCACAAUACGCUCUCUGGUCCAUAACUCUUUAACACACUCCCUCAGAAUCUUUAAACACUCUUUAGCUCUGUCCUCCCUUCUCACUUGCUUUUGGGUAUGGUUACUUUUGAACUACUUUUUCCAUGGUGAUCCAUGUAGGCAUAAUAAUCCAAAAUGAGGAACGUCUCUUCUGAUAAUAUGAUUCUGUUAUGAUCAAAGGAGAACUUCAGGUUCUCCAAAGGUUCUUCACAAUUGCACUUGUUAACUUGGUCACUUUGUGUGGGCAAUGAAGAAAGAACCCACACCUCUCUCUUCUUCUUCUUGGCAUAAUUUAGUGAGAUCA